Messenger RNA from Thlaspi arvense, 1347 nucleotides. The record is from the annotation of a GenBank genome assembly. NCBI's taxonomy places the organism in Eukaryota, Viridiplantae, Streptophyta, Magnoliopsida, Brassicales, Brassicaceae.
AUGCAGCUUCUUCAGCAAUUAUUCCCGAAAUCCCAGAAUUCUUCUUCUUCCUCACGCCUAGUAAACGUCGCAAUAGUAUCAUCUUCCCUAUUCAUAGCCUACUUUUUCCUCUCUCUCCUCCUCCUCCACACUACCAAGUAUGUAAAUUUGUCAUCGCCGGCUGAGGCGCCCCCGUCCCCGCCGUCGCCGACCUCCGUGGAACAUUUGGUGUUCGGUAUAGCUUCGAACGAGAAGUCGUGGCGGACGCGUAAGGACUAUGUGGGGCUCUGGUGGAAGGCCGAUCAGAUGCGAGGAUGCGUGUUCCUGGACCAGAUGCCCAGUUCCCAAAACGACACAGCUUCGCUCCCUCCAAUUUGCGUCUCUGAGGACACGUCCCGGUUCCCCUACACCUACCGAGGCGGCCUCCGGUCGGCGAUUCGGGUCGCCCGGGUCGUGUCGGAGACGGUGGCGCUGAACCACUCAAACGUGCGGUGGUUCGUAUUUGGUGAUGACGACACCGUUUUCUUCCCCGAGAACUUGGUGAAGACGCUUUCCAAGUACGAUCACGAGCUCUGGCACUACAUUGGAACCAAUUCGGAGGUUUUUAUGCAGAAUAAGUUUUUCUCCUUCGAGAUGGCAUUUGGAGGAGCUGGGUUCGCGAUCAGCUAUCCCCUGGCAAAGGUUCUGGCCAAGGUGUUUGAUUCGUGCAUUGUUCGGUACCCGCAUCUCUACGGAAGUGAUGCCAGAGUUCACACGUGUAUCGCAGAGCUCGGCAUUGGGUUGACCCGGGAGCCCGGUUUUCAUCAGACCACCAUCGGAGCCCUGACCCAUCUGAUGCAAGCCGCCAGGGCUGACUCGCACAGGCUUCUACAGCAAACAGUUUGCUACGAUCCGUGGUUCGCGUGGACCGUCUCGGUCUCGUGGGGCUACGCGGUUCAGGUGUUCGACAAGCACCUGUCCUUGCCCGAUGUUCUUCGGACCCAACGCACGUUCAAGCCGUGGAAGAAGGGAAACGUUUUGGCGGAAUCAUUUAAUUUUGACAUGAUGAAGGAAUAUCACCUCGACCCGUGUCAGAGACCAGCUGUUUUCUUCUUAGAUAAGGUGGAAACUAAUGGCGAUGGAUUGACUAGGAGCAGUUACAGAAGUUUCGGCCGCGAUAAUUGCACCAAUAUCAACGUGGCUUCGCCGAAGAAGCUUGAGGAGGUCAGAGUGUGGUCGAAUAAGCUUGAACUUGACAUCAAACAGUUGCAGGCACCUCGACGGCAUUGCUGUGAUGUAUUGCCUUCCUCGGCAGGGGAAGUGAUGGAAAUUGGGAUCAGAGAGUGCCAAGAAGAAGAGUUAAUCUUCAUGCAUCUGUCUCUGGCCUAG